AUGGGAGAUGUCGAAGAAUUCAAUGAUGAAUCGACUCCGCUCACACCUUACCCAUACUGCAUUGCUGUGUUUAGCGACUCUUCGGCUAACAUGGCGGCCAAAAAUUUCGUGUUCUGUACAAGUCUGCUACUGCUGUUAUUACUGGGGUUGUACAAUUACAUCAUAAACGUUGAGAAAAAUGCUUGUGAAAUGACAUGGAUGUGGGAAAAGCCUGAAUAUCAGGAAGUAGCAGGGCUACCAGAAAGUGUGCAGAAUCUAUUUCCACAUUAUUCACUACAUUUAUAUGGUGAAGGCGCCUAUGCACAGCGAUCAAAGAAUAUGAAGCUGAAUGGUAUACCAGUGUUGUUUAUCCCUGGAAAUGCUGGUAGUUAUAAACAAGAUUAUGUACAUGUCUGUUUGAAGCAUAUUCUAUCUUUGUAUGGGCAAUCUAAAAACCCUCCACAAUCAGUGGUGAUAGUAGGACACUCAGUGGGUGGUAUAUUAGCUCGUGCCUUGUUCACACUACCAGACUUUGAUCCAAGCUUAGUCCAUACUAUUAUAACCCAGGCUUCACCUCAUAGAGCACCUGUUGUGGAAGUGGACAGACCAAUGACAGACUUCUAUCAUAAAGUUAACCAGAUGUGGAAGAAGAAUCAGAACAGUUCUGUAUUACAAAAAGUGACUGUGCUAUCAGUGGGUGGUGGUGGAAGGGACCAUGUGGUACGUGCCGGGCUGACGUUAACGAAAGAUAUCAUAGCUGACGAUAGACGAGUCGAUGCUGUGAGUACCGCAAUUCCCAAUGUAUGGGCCUCCGCUGAUCAUCUAUGUAUUGUAUGGUGCAGACAGUUGGUAUUGGCAACAAAAAGAGCCAUGUUUGACAUGAUUGACCCAACCACAAAGCAGAUAAGUACCGAUGCAGAAUUCAAAAUGGAAAUCUUUAGACAUCAUUUUGACAGAAACAGUGGAAGAAAUAAACCCUCUGUCAAAACACAGUCUCCACCAAAGUAUACAGGUAAAAAAUGGGUCACUGUUAAUGAGAAUAUAUGGAAUAAACCUCAAGAAAUGAAAAAGCCAGCAGAAAAUACCCACUACAUGUUACCACUUAGUGAACACAUGUAUGAUAGUGUUGUGAUUAUAUCCAAUAUCAAUAGAGACCAGUGGAUAUCAGGCUGUGUUCAGACUAAUGGUUCUCAGUGUCUACAGGGUAUUGAUAUCUCCCAUAAAGCUGAAGUAAUUCCACCACUUUACACCAAUUAUAAAGUCUUACAUGAAAGUAUUGCUGAUUUCACGAAGGAAAAAAUAUCGCAUCUAGUUAUUACAGUACCGAAGCUUCUUAAGACUGAUAUUAAGGUGGAGUUCUACAACAGUACUGAAAGACGUAUACAAUUUACGAGUCCUAACGUGUUCUUGUCAGCCCAAACUCACACUGUAAUUGAGGAAACACAGCCAGGGCAGACAUUUGUUAACAUGGAGUUACAGGGAUUUAAUUUGGUACACCAAGCACAUAAUGUCAUGUUAACUCCAAUAAAAUGUCAAGACGACAUUGAACCAAAUGCCAAUGUUACAAUGCGUAUGUUUGUACCCUGGUACAGAGAAGAUGUCUACUCUGUUUCCAAGGCAACAGAGGCUAACAAAUUGUUGCUACGACUACAAAUGAACAGACCAGCAAAUGAUGAGAGACUAGUUCAAGUUCACAUGUAUCUCAAUCCUAAAUGUCAGUAUAAAGUAGAGAUGAAAUCUAGCUUCUCUGACUGCAUGGGCCAGGUGAUACGGUUCUAUGCUGCAUUGUUGCCUUCAUUCAUCGUCAAUAAUAUCAUAUUGGCUUUCUCAAGACAACUACAGUUAUUGAGCACCAAUGAAAUUUGCCAGUCAUUUACAUAUGUUCAAUCUGACUACAACAAACCAUUCAAAGUUGUGCCAUUCGUCGUUGUUCUUAAGUUAUUAGUUGGGAUUGAUGCUGUAGACCAAGUAUGGCAAUCACUACGGAUACCAAAGCUGGAUGUGUUGGUUAUGGAAGACAAUUAUUUUGGUUUUGGAGCUGUAGGAUUAGUUAUGUUCAUAUUUGCCUAUGCAGUAAUAUGGCUGGUGGCACAUAUAAUUACAAUAUUGGUCAAAACUGCCGGGAAAAUCAUCAUGAUCACACUUGCACGUAAGAUUGAGAUUAAAAAGAACACUGUGUCUACCGGUUCACCAUGGUUGUUAUAUUUAUUCGUGGGUGUUCUUUUAUCACUGUCAAUGCGUUUAUGUGGAACAGUGGGUUUGGUACUAGGAUUAAUAAUUUAUUUUUUUAAGGUUGCUAGACACUAUGCAGUUGUAGAAAGGACAAGGCUUUGUCUGAAUUUGCCUGAACAAUCACACGAAUCAAGCAAGAAAGAAGAGGACAAGGAUUCACAGAUUUCAGAAUCUCUGUUAGAUGCUGAGAAUACCUUCCAUUAUCAGUUUACAAUACUCCUAUUAUGGUGUGCGUUAGUGGCUCUCAAUUUUACACCACUUGUACUUUGGAUCAAAAACAUGCAAUUAACUAUGCAUCUUGCUAAUGAUCCUUCUAUAUUGACCUCUAUACCUGCAUGUGUGUCACUGAUGUUUCUACUAGACCCGAGAUAUAAACUACCAGCUAAUCGGAGUCGUCUACCGCUGAUUUCCAAAUUGAUGCUUUUCUCUUGUAUCGGAUUAGCUUCUAUUGGUAUGUUGUCUUUCUAUCGUGUGUCACUAGUUAUUGCUGGUGUGCUCGGAAUCGUUGCUUUUGGUACAGCACUAGAUGCGAGCAUUUAAUUAUGUUUUUAACAAAUCACAGAUUUUAAUCAACUUUUGUUAAUUUCAAGGUAAAUAUUGUAAAAUUAAUUAUGUAAUUUCUUUGCAAGCUCAAUUUACAGAAUGUACUUUCAUUGUCACUGUAAGUUUAGAAAUUGAGUCAACAUUAUCAUU
Molecule: messenger RNA, 2904 nt
Organism: Saccoglossus kowalevskii
Lineage: Eukaryota; Metazoa; Hemichordata; Enteropneusta; Harrimaniidae
Product: GPI inositol-deacylase-like
Biological process (GO): endoplasmic reticulum to Golgi vesicle-mediated transport; GPI anchor metabolic process
Cellular component (GO): endoplasmic reticulum
Molecular function (GO): phosphatidylinositol deacylase activity
Source: RefSeq, a predicted model, not a curated record